Messenger RNA from Peronospora belbahrii, 1143 nucleotides. The record is from the annotation of a GenBank genome assembly. Lineage: Eukaryota; Oomycota; Peronosporomycetes; Peronosporales; Peronosporaceae.
AUGUCAGCUAUGAACCUCAGUCAUGAACAACAAAAUGAGCUUCUUUUUGUAGGAUUUAAUCAAGACAGUGGCUGUUUUGCUUGUGGUACCGACUCGGGUUUUAAAAUCUUCAAUUGUGACCCAUUUAAAGAGACAUUUCAUCGGGACUUUUCCAAUGGUGGCAUUGGGAUUGUGGAAAUGCUGUUUCGUUGCAAUAUCUUGGCCAUUGUGGGUGGUGGACGCAAUCCAAAAUAUCCUCCUAAUAAGGUUAUGAUCUGGGAUGACCAUCAGAGCCGCAAUAUUGGAGAACUUAGUUUUCGCAGUGAAGUAAAGGCGGUCAAGUUGCGUCGUGACCGUGUGGUGGUCGUGCUACAGAACAAGAUUUACGUUUACAACUUUUCGGACUUGAAGCUUGUGGAUCAUAUUGAGACUUUGGCGAACCCCAAGGGUUUGUGCGCGUUGUGUCCGAAUCUGUCCAAUACGGUACUGGCCUGCCCAGGUGUGACGCGCGGCACUGUCCGUAUCGAGCUAUACGACUUGCGGAAGACGACGCUCAUCACUGCCCACGAAGCUGAGUUGUCGCAGAUUUGCUUGAACGUUGAUGGCACGCGUCUUGCGACAGCAUCAGACAAGGGCACACUCAUUCGUAUUUUUGACACCCAAAGCGGUCAAAUUACGCAGGAGUUGCGUCGUGGAGCUGAUCGUGCAGAGAUCUACAGUAUCUGCUUUAGCCCAACAGCGCCGUUGCUCGCGUGUUCGAGUGACAAGGGUACAGUGCACGUAUUUUCGCUGACGGAUGAAGGUUCAGGCCAGAGUUUUUCAUCAUCCGACCCGACUACUAUGGCAAAUGUUCCUUCGCAAAGCAUGCCGUCCCACUUCUCGGCAGGAAGUGCUCCUCGCAGCGGAGACGAUGAUGGGACCGAGAAUUCCAAGUCGAGCCUGUCGUUCAUGCGGGGAUUGCUUCCUAAGUAUUUUAGCUCAGAGUGGAGUUUUGUCCAAUUUCGUGUGCCAGAGACCCGAACGAUCUGUGCGUUUGGUACGGAGAAGAACACAAUCGUUGUCGUAGGGGCUGACGGAUCAUUUUACAAAGCUGUCUUCGAUGCCAACGGCGAAUGUCAGAAUACGUCUUACUCAAAGUUCAUUCAGUCCGACGAGGAUGAGUAG